Molecule: messenger RNA, 2439 nt
Organism: Ylistrum balloti
Lineage: Eukaryota; Metazoa; Mollusca; Bivalvia; Pectinida; Pectinidae
Product: monocarboxylate transporter 12-B-like
Exons: 7
Coding region: 260-2005 (581 amino acids)
Biological process (GO): monocarboxylic acid transport; transmembrane transport
Molecular function (GO): monocarboxylic acid transmembrane transporter activity
Source: RefSeq, a predicted model, not a curated record
UUAACUAUUUCAAUAUCAAUCUAUGAUGGUGUGUCACCCACCGUGCAUUGUGCACCUCUAACUGUGUUUGUGUGGAAUUCAAACUGACCCCUACUACCAGCCUGUACGAUAUCGCGAUGUGGUAGCUCAAUCAUACAACAGUGAGAAAGGAUGCAGACGAUAUUAUAUACCGGCUGAAACGAUGACUCUAACAUUCAAGGAGAUUGUACAUUUGUCUUACCGAGCAGACGAUUAUUUACACUAAAAGCGUUGAGGAAUCAUGGCGACCGAGGAAAAGGAGAGAGGUAAUGGAACCACCGCGAGGAUGAACAGGGCGCCGCCCCCUCAGCCCCCAAUUCCGCCGGACGGAGGGUGGGGAUGGGUCAUCACAUUUUCAUCUUUUAUGGUCAGUUUCUUAGUGGAUGGUGUCUGUUUCACUUUUGGAAUAUUCUUUCCGGAAUUCCUCAGACAUUUUGGUGAAAGCAAAGGAAAAACGCAAAUUCUCGGGUCUGUUCUGAAUGGAGCCUAUUUGUCCCUAGGUCCCGUAGCUGGAGCACUGGUCAACAAAUUUGGGUGUCGUAAGAUCGCCAUCAGCGGAGCGUUUGUGUCCAGUAUAGGACUUUUCCUGUCUACGUUCUCUCCAAAUCUAGACGUCAUGAUUCUGCUAUAUGGAGUUGUUGGAGGAUGUGGAUUUGGGCUGAUCUACCUUCCCGCCAUUGUGAUGGUAGGCUACUAUUUUGACAAAAAGCGAGCUUUUGCGACAGGAAUAGCAGUUUGUGGCUCCGGGAUUGGCGGGUUCGUAUUCGCGCCAUUGUGUGUGUUCCUGUUGGAAACGUAUGGCUGGCAAGGAGCGAUGUGGGUCAUUUCCGGUAUCGUCUUUAAUGGCGCCAUAUUUGCGUCGUUUUAUCGUCCACUUGAAGAAAAUAGAUCAAUAUGUAAAAAUAUCGAUUGUGAGCAAACUUCAUGUGAAAAAGAUUCUUACGAUUUUCAAGAAAAUGGAAGUAAAAACGUGAAACCAAACGAUUUGUCACUUAAUCCAAUUUACCGAUGUCGCUCUCUGGAAAUCAACUGUGAUAAGAAUGGAGCCGAUUGUACGGCACGGCUUGCUUUCAGCCAAGAUUUGUCACUGUUAAACACCCAAACCGAAAGUCCAAAACAACGACACAAGGACCAUUUAAGUCCUUUACUCAGAAAGGAUAUAUUUUAUAGUGGAAGUUUAGAUCAUAUUCCAGAGCGAGUGGCAGCUAAAAGUGACGCUGAUUAUGUGACUAAAAUGACUAUUCAUAGUAACGAGGAUAUACCAGAUACAAAGAAAAUCCCGUGUUGUGCGAGAUUUUGUGUUUUAUUCCAGGAGACCUUUGACUUUUCAUUACUCGCAAGUCCAACCUUUUUAGUGUAUGGUGUGUCCUGUUUUCUAUGUAUGUUUGGUUUUUUCAUUCCAUUUAAUUUUUUACCUGCCCUUGCCCAGGAUCUUCAGCUGUCCAUUGGAGAAGGCGCUCUUCUGAUAUCCAUCAUUGGCAUUUCUAAUACUGUAACGAGGAUUCUGGUUGGUUGGGUUUCUGACCAAUCAUGGGCUGAUUGCCUCCUCAUUAACAAUGUGGCGCUUUUGAUUGGAGGACUUAUCACGUGCUUCGUACCAUUCUACAAACUCUACGUCAUUCUAGGCAUCUACUCGGUGUUGUUUGGAGCAGCUAUUGCGUCGUUUGUCUCCCUGAGGUCAAUCAUCAUGGUCGAACUGAUGGGGAUCGAGAGGCUGACCAAUGCAUUCGGACUGGUCACUCUGUGUCAGGGUUUAUCGUCUUUCAUUGGCUCACCCAUAGCAGGGGCUUUAGCCGAUGUGACUGGCGACUACAACAUUACAUUCUACCUAUCUGGAGUGACUUUGAGUCUGGCUGGGCUAAUCUGUUUCCCACUGCGGAGGAUCGCAAAAUGGGAGAAAGGCCAGAACGCACAGAUUGAUACAACUAUAGUCCCUACCAUUUCUCUUUCUGAGCCAGAGAAAAGUCCGAUGCUAGAUCAGACUUAGGUUGUUUUUAUUAAUUGUCAAUUGGGAACAGACUUAUCUCUUCCAGAGUUGUCGUUCGUUAUACUCAGGGUACCGCUAUGCACUCUGGGAGAGACUAAUAACAUUAGCAAAUAUCGACGAUGGAUGAAAGUUUUCAGUGUUUCUCAAUUUACCAAGCAUAAUUAGUUCUUCAACGAAAUCUGCAUCUUAAACACGCUUGAUUGUUUUUCAAACAUUAAAAGAAUGAAAUCCAUCAGGAAUAACUCAUUGUUACCGGUCCCGGGUAACAUGUAAAACAGUAUUGCAAGCCAGAUACAAUAGAUACAUAAGUUUGUUUUCCCUUUACUUAUGUUAGAAGGUACCGAACGUAUUAUGGAUAUAAACAAAAACUUCUAAAAUAUAUAUUUCUUUUGUACAGUAUACAAUGUGUAACUUAAAUAUAGAACAAAGUCACG